AUGGGGUCAUAUUUUUCUCCUCUGCUCUUUGUUGCAAUCAUCCUGGGGCUGCAGUGGCCCCGGGGGGCAGCAGCUUUCCCUGCCAUGCCCCUCUCCAGUCUGUUUGCCAAUGCCGUGCUGAGGGCCCAGCACCUCCACCUGCUGGCUGCUGACACAUACAAAGAGUUUGAACGGACCUAUAUUCCAGAGGAGCAGAGGCAUUCCAACAAAAUUUCCCAAUCAGCAUUUUGUUAUUCAGAAACCAUUCCUGCUCCCACAGGAAAAGAUGAUGCCCAGCAGAAAUCAGACAUGGAGCUGCUUCGGUUUUCACUGAUUCUCAUUCAGUCCUGGUUAAACCCAGUGCAGUUCCUAAGCAGGGUGUUCACCAACAGCCUUGUGUUUGGCACCUCAGACAGAGUCUACGAAAAACUGAGGGACUUAGAAGAAGGUAUCCAGGCUCUGAUGAGGGAGCUGGAAGAUGGAAGCCUCCGGGGAUUUCAAGUCCUCAGACCCACUUAUGACAAAUUUGACAUCAAUCUCCGGAACGAAGACGCCUUGUUAAAAAACUACGGCCUGUUGUCCUGCUUCAAGAAAGACCUGCACAAGGUGGAGACCUACCUGAAACUGAUGAAGUGCAGGCGCUUCGGAGAGAGCAACUGCACCAUUUGAUGGCAGAAACACUGUUCUUUUAUCCCAGUACACAACGAGGUUAGCGUGCUCCUGCCUGUGUGACCCCCUUUGUUAAGAGAACCUCAGAGGCUGAUGUGCCUGUGAGUAAACCUAGUCUCCCGCUAGCUGUGGUGUCUUGGAGGGGCUGCAUAAUGAUGCUCCUCCAUCUUUGUAAAGAAAAUCCUUUUCGCCUACAGAGAAUAAACGAGCUAGAAGCCCAGCAUUGUGCCGCAGCAUCUCAUUGGGCGGGGCGCUUGCUUCCCCUGGCUUCGUGCAGAGGAGCCGUCUGAGGACCCAUGGCCCGCGGGACAGCA
Molecule: messenger RNA, 962 nt
Organism: Terrapene triunguis (Three-toed box turtle)
Lineage: Eukaryota; Metazoa; Chordata; Testudines; Emydidae
Gene: GH1
Product: growth hormone 1
Exons: 5
Coding region: 1-648 (215 amino acids)
Biological process (GO): positive regulation of growth; response to nutrient levels; growth hormone receptor signaling pathway
Cellular component (GO): extracellular region
Molecular function (GO): hormone activity; growth hormone receptor binding
Source: RefSeq, a predicted model, not a curated record